AAUGACACCUCGCCUGUACACUUCAACCAAUCAAUGCUUCUGUACCCUGUGAUGUUGCUGUAGUACGCAUUCUUCCUACAGGGUAUUUUUUCUUACUUCUUAUUCCAAGUCCCGACUGUUGAAGGGUGGAAGUGCUCUCGGGCAACAGAAAGUGACGUUAUAGAUUUUUCCUUGGUUUGUCAGUCUGUUCUCGCUACAAGCUGAUAAUGAGCUCGGAGAAGUCUGCAUACGUUGUCGAAGCUGCCGGCCGGGCCCGCCGAGACCGACCCGGCGCGGCCCGAAUGGUGACGGUGGCCGUGGCGGUCGGGGCGGGUGUGCUGGCCGUGGCGGCCCUCGUCUUCCUCUUUCAUGAGGUAAAGCAUGUCCGUGAAAACUCCGCUCAACUGAAAGACCAGAUCCUGACGCUGAAGGAUCGUACCUUGGCCAUGGAGAUCAAACAAGACACCGCUGCCAAAGACAACCAGGAAGUGACGGCCCUGAAAAUCCAACUGUCGUCUCUGAAGACGGAGUUACAGCAGGAGAAAGCUGACGGCGCAUCUUUGAGGGAGCGGCUGGCUGUGUUGGAGACCAAGUUCCAACUCGGGCAUGCUGAGGAACACAGCUUUGGGAACUUUCGAGAGGACGAGAGGCCGAACCAAGCUGACAGUGUCCCUGAACACAACGCCACCUUGCGGAGGUACAGGCGCUCCGACAACUCCGUCACGACACCUGCCGGCCUCUUUCGAGGUCCUGAGGGACCGGCCGGACGAGACGGGCGGGACGGCCGUGAUGGUGCUCCCGGGCCUCCAGGUCCAUCUGGCGGAUGUGGAGGGUGUGGAGGACAAUCCUGCCCACAGAAGCCGUGCACUGCAGUUGACGUGGGAGCAGAGACUACUGUAGCUGGAGUUAUCACCCAGGGUAGAGCUGGUGCAGAUCAGUGGGUGACCUCCUACAAACUACGCUUCAGCAGAGACGGAAUCACAUGGUCUACAUACCUGGAUAACCUGGGACGUGAUAGGGUUUUCUCUGGCAACUCUGAUCGAGACACCGAAGUGCGCCACCUGUUGGAGCCGCCGGUAACUGCACGUUACGUCCGGUUCUGGCCACAGGCAUGGAACUCUCACCUCAGUAUGCGGGUGGAGGUCUUGGGACAGGAUUGCACCGGUGACUAG
This is a messenger RNA of Branchiostoma floridae (Florida lancelet), 1151 nucleotides long. Its product is annotated as adipocyte enhancer-binding protein 1-like. NCBI's taxonomy places the organism in Eukaryota, Metazoa, Chordata, Leptocardii, Amphioxiformes, Branchiostomatidae. The coding region runs from base 207 to 1151 and encodes 314 amino acids. The transcript has 8 exons. The record is from RefSeq and is a predicted model, not a curated record.